Molecule: messenger RNA, 1960 nt
Organism: Chlamydomonas reinhardtii
Lineage: Eukaryota; Viridiplantae; Chlorophyta; Chlorophyceae; Chlamydomonadales; Chlamydomonadaceae
Exons: 8
Coding region: 153-1493 (446 amino acids)
Cellular component (GO): cytoplasm; membrane
Source: RefSeq, a predicted model, not a curated record
AUCAUGCCGUUACUGUCAAGCGCAAUAACAGCAUUCAGACGUUGAUACGGUAGAGCCCCGCGGCAAAACCAAAACUGCAGUUCCGGAUAGACACCGCCAAGGAAUGGUCUCGCAUAUUAGUUAUCAACGAUGAACCAGCAUUUUCUAGAGGCAUGGAAAGGACGGCGAAGCAACAUGCAGGAGCAGCAUCCCGAAGAGCAACGGUGGCCUUGUACACCUGGUGCAGCUUCUGCUGCCUCUGCCUGUUAUACUUUACACCGCGGGCCAGCUAUGCGGUGCGGGACCUGCUGCUGGUCUACUUCCAGCCUAUGGUGCCCAUAGUCUUCGCCCUGUGGCUAUGGGCACACAACGUGCAGCGCUUCUACGCGCUGGGCAUAGAGUAUGACAUGUGCUUCAGCGCGAAGGACCGCAAGUACCUGCUGCCUUCAGGGGAGCUCUACCGGAUCGCUCUGUGGCUGACCGCCGUGUGCCUCACCUGCGCCGCGGGCUUCGCCAGCAUGGGCGCGCUGGGCUUCUACACCCUGGCCGACUACAUGCCGCUGAUCAUGUACUUCCUGGCCGCGCUGUUUGUGGUAGCGCCAGUCAACGUGUUGGACAUGCCCAGCCGCCUCUUCUUCGGCGAGACGCUGCAGCGCGUGCUGGUGCCGGUGCAGGAGGUGACGUGGGCGGACUUCUUGAUGGCGGACAUCGCCACCAGCCUCAGCAAGAGCAGCGCCGACCUGUGCAAGGUGGCGCUCGCGCUGCUGGCGGGCCCCGCGCUGCACGCCCUGGUGGCAGCCGGCUCCGCGGGCGCCGCGCCGCGCGUAGUGGACCCGCUGGCCGCGCCCGUGCUCUUCGCAAUGUGCCUGCCCUACGUGAUCCGCUUCGUGCAGUGCCUCAUCGUGCACCGCACCACCGGCAACCGCGCGCAGCUGCUGAACGCGCUCAAGUACGCAACCGCCUUCCCGGCGCUGGUGCUGACAGCCAUCGAGCACGAGUACCACGUGUCGGACCUGGUGUACCCCAUGUACAACUGGUGGCUGGGUGCCAUGUUCGUAAACAGCCUGUACUCGUACUACUGGGACCUGGAGAUGGACUGGGACAUGCCCUGGCUGGCGCAGCCGGGAGGCCAGACGGUCCUUAGGGUGCUGAAGCUGCCUGGCCUAAGGUCUGACAGCAUGUUCCGGAAAAGCUGGUAUGUGUGGGCAGCGCUGUCCAACUUGGCGUUGCGGCACACGUGGGCGCACCGCCUGAUCGGCAAGCUGGAGAAGCACGCCGUGGUGCUGCUGGUGAUGGCGUUGCUGGAGGUGUUCCGGCGCUACCAGUGGACCUACAUCCGCGUGGAGACGGAGCUGCGCAAGCUGCGCAUACGCGCCUCGCACGGCCACCUGGCGGACCUGGGCCAGCGGGACGGCAACGGGGCGGGCUCGGGCGGGCUGGGCCUCGGAGGGGCGGGCGCCAGCGGCACGGUGCCGCCACCCACGGAUCACCCCAUCGUGGUGACGCAGGACUAGAUGCAUCAUGGGACAGUCGUACGUGCACUGCAUGCAGAACGGGACCAUGUAUCCGGACUACCGUAGAUUGAGUUCGGGAAUCAGAAUGGCCGACAGCGCUUCGGUGUGUGAUGGGACAGGGUUUAGGCAGGUUGGCGAGGUCCCGUAGGGUGCAGCUGAUGCCCAUACCCCAAGCAGACGGCAAACAGUUUGCAGCGGCAGAGCAGAUGUGCAUGCCGACAGCGCUUCGGUGACGAGUCUGGUGCGGCUGCGUAGGUAUGGGGCGUGCCGCAGUUUCCAGCCGCGUCCUGCUUGCUUUGGCGUGCGCGAUGGGACAGUGUUAAGGCAGCGUUGGCGAAGUCCCGUGGGGUGCUUGCUUUGGCGUGUUCGGUAUCACUGGAUUGAUCCAGAUAUCAAAGAACUAGACUUGCGGACUUGCCCGGACGCAUGUCGACGUGUCAUGUGCCUGUCUGCUACGGGUGAACCCC